GAAGAAGCAGCCACAUUCUCGAUUCUCGAAGGGAACGAAUGGUGGGUUGACUGCCAAAGCGAUCUUGAGAAUCGGAUUUGUUUUUCAGUCUCUCUAAAGACUGUCUGGGACGUUCGACGUGAAAUUUUCGGCGUUAUUUAACCGCGUGCGUUUUACUAUUUUCGUGGUGAGAAUAAAUCAUCGUAUCAAACAGCCAUCAUGUUCCACAGCAAGAGAAGCCGAACCAGAUCUCCUGACUCGGAUGAGAGAGGUCGCGAAGUGAAUCCCAAAUUCUGCACAUUCCAUCUGAAGCGACUUUGUCUUAAAAUCCAAGAGGGCAAGAAGUGUCACAGCAUACACUUCGAUGACGGGGACAGCGGCGGCGAAGAUGACUUGCGUCGUCGUCGCUCAGAUGACGAUGGCGACGAGGAUGAAGAGGAUGAAAGGAUAAGGAGACGUUGUCAACGAUCAUGGCGAGAUGAGAAGAGGUCACAUGAUUACCAUCGUGAUGAAAAGAGGCGAUAUGAUGAUAGAGAUGAUGAUAGAAGAUAUGAUGAUGACAGAAGAAGAGAUGAUGAUGACAGGCAUUACGAUAGAAAUUCCCGCCGAAGCAGCAGAAGUUCGGAACGUCAAAGAUCAAGUAUUGAUGACCUGGAAAGAAUAAGUUCUGAAAGAAAAGAGGCUCAACAGAGUCCAAUUGAUCCAAUAUCAGAGACACUCUCAAGGGAACAAGAGAAAAAAUCUAUCUGUGUAUAUUUCAUACGAGGGCUUUGUAAGCGGGGACACAGUUGUAAGUUUGCACAUCCGGCACCUGAUCCUAGAGCUGAUGUGCUGAGGCAGAUAUGGUUAAAAUGCUGUAAAAGGUAUCCCCUUCAGUGUGAUGGUAAUGAUUGCAGUUACAUGCAUGUAAAACAGGAAGAUGAACUCUACUACAAACAAACUGGCUUGAUUAAUGAACGAGUCUUAGGUUAUGCUAUACGAAAAACCCUGCAACAUGAUAUUCCUGUCAAGAGGAACAAGUCUGUUUGUAAGAAUAAACUUGAUGGUGAGUGCACAAUCGUCAAUUGUACAUUUGCUCAUUUAACAAGAGAAGCAUUUAUUAAGGCAGUUUUAGCUGAGGUGAAAUCAGAAUUUGUGAAGAGUUUUGGACCAAGUGACUGCCUUUUUCAUUCACUGGAGGCACAGAAUGCUAUCAUACAGGCAUUACUGAACCCUCAUUUGCAUUCAGUUCCUCCGCCUCCAGUGUUGGUUCCAACUAUGCCUGCACCAUCGAUUGUGGGUCCUCCAGUUCCUGCACUUAGUGGCUCAUUUCAACCACAAUCUCCAAGUAAAUAUGAUUUAGAUAAAGUUCUUGCUGAGAAACUAAGGCUUGCUAAUGAAAAAAUAGCUGAAGAAAAUGAGAGGUAUAUGAAGUAUGUUGAAUCACUGGAAGAAGAAAAUUUUCAAAUACUACGAGUUUUAGAUCCAGAACAACCUGCUAGGAGUUUAGAUGAUAUACGCCUAAGAAUAUUGGACUUAUUUGAAGAUAUCAAUUGGAACAGCAGUGUAAAACUGUUUGAAAAAUCAUGUGAUUAUCAGCACAAGAAAACUUCAGAGCUGUCAAACCUGCCUGGUGGGGAGGCCCAAGUAAUGAAACCAGAUUCCAUGAGUGUGCCUGUUAUGCCUCAAGGAACACAGCCUGUUUUUCCCCAAGCAAUGCCACCUUUCAACCCAUCACUUGGUUCUCUUCCUCCUGGCUUGCCUUUUAUUCCUGGACCUGUGCCAUUUAACGCUAUGAUGGGUCCUGCAGCUCCUUUUGUACCUAUUGUUCCACAUAUGGGUCCUAUAGUCCCAUCCUUUCCCAGUGUACAAAGUGAUUUAACGUUUCCAGUUCAAGACUUGAAAGGAGGAACUGUUACUCACAGCAAGGAUGCAUACAAUGAAGACAAUUAUAACAGUGAUCCUAUGGAAAUAGUAGAUGAUGGUGCCAGUGACAUGCCUGCAAUGGAAAAGAGGAGAGGGAAGCAAAAUACCAAGCAUAUGUCCACUUCAUAUGAUAACAGAGUUCCUCAUAAUAAUGGCACUUCACGCAAUUUUGAUAAUGCAAAGCCUUCUAAGAUACCUCCCGUUGACUGGGCUUUCAAAAGACAUAUUCAGAAGGUCCAAGAAGAAGGAAGAAAAAGUGAUAAUUAUGUACCAUCAAAACCCCUUGAGGACUUUGAAACUGAUCAAGGGUCAGAGGAAAAUGGAUCAAGUAGCGAACCUCACAGUUUACAAAGUAGUGAUUUAAAGAGGGCCUUAGAUGAGCACUUGCGAAUGGUUGCUCCAAGGAAUUUUGGUAGUGAUCCACCACCUAAGAAGCAAAGAAAAGCUGACCAAUGCAAGCUUGUUUUGGUUAACAUUUCUGAUUCCCAUGAUGAACCUUCAUUGCUUGACUACUUUGAAAAAUUUGGCAAGAUUUUGAAAAUAGAAAUUAAACCAUACUUAGUCAUCAUCAAGUUUAAGGAUGUCACGAUUGUGGAUGAAGUCUUGAAGAAAGGCACACGUCAUCAGGUUAAUGGGUAUGAGCUCCAUGUUAGACGACUAGGAGUUAAAUUAGAAGAUGUGGCUUUGCCAGAUUUUCGUCCUAGAAUCAUUGUUGAAGGUCUGACUGAAGCCCACGACCCAAAAAGUGUAGAAAUGUACUUUUCCCAAUUUGGUAAAAUGACAAGGAUCUUAACGAAGAGAAAUGUGUCAUCCAUUACAUAUGCAGAUGUAUCUGUUGCACAACAAGUUAUUCAUCAGACUGAACCCCAUGUGAUAAAUGGUGAAUUAGUAGCUGUGAAGCAAGAUGUGUACUUUAAACGGAAGAAUGGCAAGGAGGAAGAGGAGGUUGUGUUGCAAUGUGAAGAGAAGUUGUAUGUUGGUGGCCUUGAUCCAACUUGUAAGGAAGAUGAUCUCCAAAACUACUUUUCUGCCUUUGGAGAAAUUCAAGUCAUUGACAUGAAAAAAAAUAAAAAUGGAGUCUGUCGUGGGUUUGGAUUUAUUACUUUUUGUGAUCCAAAGGUUGGAGAAUAUGUACUAUCUAUAACCCAACAUGAGAUAAAUGGGAAGCCUGUAAUUAUUAAUGUGCCAAAGCCUCCUAAUAAAAAACCAUCAUUGAAGUUGGCAGAACCUGAUUUGGGUGUAGACGUGGCAAAAACCCCUAUGGGAAACUCCAGUGUAGCGCAAGUUGAAGACACUGAAAAAUUAGCAGAUGAACUUGUCCUUACUCAAGCUCAAGAGCUGGGGCUAAUGGAAGAAUUGGAACAGGAGGAGGAAGAGGAACUUAAUGAAAAGGACAUUGAGCAAUCAAAAGAUGUUGGAGAAGAAAACUUAAGUGGAGACUAUGUGUGCAAUAAAAAGAAUCUUGAAAACGAUAAUGAAGGGACAGAGCCGGAUGAGAAGGUGGGGCCAAUUGACGAGUGUGACAGAUUGUAUAUAGGCAGUCUUGACAAGAAUUUCUCUGAUGAGGAUCUUUGGAAUUAUUUCUCCUGCUUUGGAAAAAUUAAAGAACUUGAUGUGAAAAGGAACAAGAAAGGACUGUGUCGUGGCUUUGCAUUUGUAACCUUUUGUGAUUCUGAGGCUGCUGGUAUUGCAGUUUUAAAGGACUACCACCAUAUCAAAGGAAUAGCUAUUACAGUAAAAUUUGCUGAGCCUCAUGUUAAAAAAGAACCCAAACCGAUUGAACAAGAGGAGGAAAGACCUUUAGAAAGUGAAAGACCUUUAGAAAGUAAGUCAAUCAGGUCUGAAAUGCUAAAGCAGCCUUUGCAGAGUUCAGAAGUGGAAGAGCCGAAAAAUGAAAUUCUAGAGGAGGAAUUUGAUGACUAUGGCAAAGAAGAACGUGACUUCACGGAAGAACAGUAUGAAAAUAACAUGGAAAAAUAUGAGUGUGAAGAGAACAUUUUUGGAAUUGACACAGAAAUUUAUGAUGAGGAGGCAUCAUAAUUCACAAGUGAUUGUUUUCAAUUAUUUUCGUAAUAAAAAGUUGUAAAAAGCCCCCCUAACUAUUUUUAUUUGCAGAGAGUGAUCCAAAUUCCCAGUAAAACUGAUUCACUUUCUUUGUAAGGUAAGUUUUCAUUUUUUUCCCCAUAAAAUUACAAAUACUUCACUGAUAUAAUGUCAUCAUAAUAGCUUACUUUGCAGUUCAGAACAUUUAGAUAUAUUUUAUUGCUCAGAAGUUGUAAUUUUUUAUGUAAUUUAAAUAUUGUACUGUACAGUCAAUAAAUAAACUGUAAAGGAA
Messenger RNA from Macrobrachium nipponense, 4219 nucleotides. RefSeq lists its product as uncharacterized. The transcript is spliced from 23 exons. Bases 199 to 3924 code for a protein of 1241 amino acids. NCBI's taxonomy places the organism in Eukaryota, Metazoa, Arthropoda, Malacostraca, Decapoda, Palaemonidae. The record is from RefSeq and is a predicted model, not a curated record. Gene Ontology annotation, molecular function: metal ion binding; RNA binding.